UUUUUUCUCUAUAUAUAUAGACCAUGUCAAUCCACUAACGAUCCCUAACCGAAAACAGAGUAGUCAAGAAACAGAGUAUUUUUUCUACAUGGAUCCAUUUUUAAUUCAGUCCCCAUUCUCCGGCUUCUCACCGGAAUAUUCUAUCGGAUCUUCUCCAGAUUCUUUCUCAUCCUCUUCUUCUAACAAUUACUCUCUUCCCUUCAACGAGAACGACUCAGAGGAAAUGUUUCUCUACGGUCUAAUCGAGCAGUCCACGCAACAAACCUAUAUUGACUCGGAUAGUCAAGACCUUCCGAUCAAAUCCGUAAGCUCAAGAAAGUCAGAGAAGUCUUACAGAGGCGUAAGACGACGGCCAUGGGGGAAAUUCGCGGCGGAGAUAAGAGAUUCGACUAGAAACGGUAUUAGGGUUUGGCUCGGGACGUUCGAAAGCGCGGAAGAGGCGGCUUUAGCCUACGAUCAAGCUGCUUUCUCGAUGAGAGGGUCCUCGGCGAUUCUCAAUUUUUCGGCGGAGAGAGUUCAAGAGUCGCUUUCGGAGAUUAAAUAUACCUACGAGGAUGGUUGUUCUCCGGUUGUGGCGUUGAAGAGGAAACACUCGAUGAGACGGAGAAUGACCAAUAAGAAGACGAAAGAUAGUGACUUUGAUCACCGCUCCGUGAAGUUAGAUAAUGUAGUUGUCUUUGAGGAUUUGGGAGAACAGUACCUUGAGGAGCUUUUGGGGUCUUCUGAAAAUAGUGGGACUUGGUGAAAGAUUAGGAUUUGUAUUAGGGACCUUAAGUUUGAAGUGGUUGAUUAAUUUUAACCCUAAUAUGUUUUUUGUUUGCUUAAAUAUUUGAUUCUAUUGAGAAACAUCGAAAACAGUUUGUAUGUAUUUUUGUGAUACUUGACUUUAUCAAUUUCAAGUUAGUGUAAAAGUCUUUGUCUCUUACUAUUCAACUAGUAAGAAAACUCUCAUUUUUCUUAUUUAUCGUAAUGAGGAUUGUCUUUAAGC
Molecule: messenger RNA, 988 nt
Organism: Arabidopsis thaliana (thale cress)
Lineage: Eukaryota; Viridiplantae; Streptophyta; Magnoliopsida; Brassicales; Brassicaceae
Gene: ERF1
Product: ethylene response factor 1
Exons: 1
Coding region: 89-745 (218 amino acids)
Biological process (GO): regulation of DNA-templated transcription; ethylene-activated signaling pathway
Cellular component (GO): nucleus
Molecular function (GO): DNA-binding transcription factor activity; DNA binding
Source: RefSeq, marked reviewed